AUGACACAAAAAGAGGCAGCAAAAAUUGACGAGGAAUUGUUCUCCACUUAUGGCUUCAAAGUCGAGCAGCUGAUGGAAUUGGCCGGCUUGGCUUGCGCGAAAGCCGUUCAUGCACAGUAUUCGAAAGGGAAAGUGCUGGUACUGUGUGGUCCUGGAAAUAAUGGAGGCGACGGUUUUGUCUGUGCUCGACAUCUACAACAGUUCGUGGGUUGA
Cylicostephanus goldi is the source of this 213-nucleotide messenger RNA. The record is from the annotation of a GenBank genome assembly. Lineage: Eukaryota; Metazoa; Nematoda; Chromadorea; Rhabditida; Strongylidae.